UCCCCAAUCAUCAUCACAGAUAUUCAACGGCGCAAAACAUUAACAGGUGCAUUGCACUUUUGUACCCUACCGCACCGGAAUAUCCCUAUCUCCCUUAUCCUGCGCACACCGUCACAGCUACUGCAACCGUAAUGGCGGCAGAGCCCGAAACACACCCACCGCCGCCGGAACCUCCAAUCAUCUCCGAACCGGACGCCGAGGCGGAAACGGCGCCGUCGGCUGCAGCAACAACGGCGCAGCCAAUCGCGGAAAUUGCAGGCCAGUCUCCGUUAGCUCCGAAACGGCAACGCCGUCCGAGCGUCCGAUUGGGGGAGAUCGGCGACCAACGCGGCUCCGCACAUGGCCAUGAGUCGCACACACGCCGCCCGAGCAUGCCGCCGUGGAGCUGGCGUACCCCGAAGGAAUCUUCUAGAACAUCGAAAGCGCGCCCCGUGACAAACAUCGCGAACGGCGGCGAAGAGUUCCGAAUGAACAACCGCAGAGGCAAGGGGAAGCGAGGCCCAUCGACUAAGCGGUUGAGGUCGAGUUGGACUCCUAGAACAACAAUGGACGAGAACGGAGACGAAGGGUUUAGGGAUUUCGAUGAGGACCAGAGUCCGGUGCACUCAGUUGAAGAGAACGGGGUGGAUUAUUGGCACAUCGAUCGGAACGAUGAUCACAGGGUUAGGGUUUCGGAAAACGACGGCGUUGAAUCGGAAUCGAGGGAACGGAGGAGGAGCGAGGGAGUGAGGUCUUGGCUUUUUGAGUUAGGGCUGAGUAGGUAUGCUCCUAUGUUUGAGAUCCAUGAGGUGGAUGAUGAGUUGCUUCCCAUGUUGACUUUGGAGGAUCUCAAGGAUAUGGGCAUCAAUGCUGUUGGUUCCAGAAGGAAAAUGUACACUGCAAUUCAGAAGCUUCGGAAAGGGUUGCCAUGAACCAGUUGUAAUGGAAUGGAAUGAAGAUGUAUGUAUGCAUGUAUGUAUUUAUGUGUAGUUUCUUUGUUUUGCUUUUCAUUGUGGAUAGAAAAUGUAUGCAUGUAUAAGAGUUUUUGGUCUAUCUAUAUGGUGAUUGAACAAUAGGGGAUUAGUGACUGUUAUAUUUGUUCUCUUGUUGAAACUUUUUGAUGACACGUUUUCUUUCCAUUUUUCCAUAAUGAAAUGGUGAAUUGAAAUUGCUGAUUUGCGUGGUUGCUUAUGCAAUGCAGUACUCAUAGUCAUGAUAAUUAAGUCUUGAAAUUUGAAGUAUUUUCUCUUUCAUUUUAAGUCUGCAAAUCUGUUAUUUUGAAGUUAUGUACAAUUUAAUCCGUUUGAGCUUCUGGUUAAGCUAAGGAUUGGUUUGUCUUUGUAAAGUCGAAUAUUGUGGAAUCAUGACUUGAAGUAUGUAAAGUUGUCCUAUAAUUGAUGAGAAUGACCUCUCUGGCCAUUCCUUGUAACUUCUGUAUUCGUCCAUUAAUGCCAUGCUAAGGACUAAGGGGAUUUAUACCCUUUUCUUACCUUUUUCUGUCAUUUAGAGCAAGACUUCAAGGGUGUUAAUCUGUUACUUUCUUCUGACUGAUUAUUGAAAAAUGACUCUUCCUUUUCCUCACCUAUGAGUGCUGAUUGUCUUUGUGCCAAACAUUCUGAAAUGCUCCUUCACAUAAUUGACUCACACGAUCCAUGUAGAAGGAUGUUUUAUUUCUGAUUCCACCAUUCCUGGUCCCAUUGACUCAGAUUAUGUUGAUAUACUAAAAUAAAUGGUAUGCUUCAACCAGAUUCAGAUCUUGGCAGUGAAAAGCAAGUGAGAAUAAACAAACAGUUUAUAGUUAUCAGAUUUUAUCCUUAUUCUUACUUUACAUAAGAUUGUAUAUGUAUGACCGAGUUGAGAGACUUUCUUCUUUUAUUUGUUGUGCAUGUGGUUAACUUGUUAAUGAAAUUGAAGUGAAAUGAGGUUUGGUUUCAUUCUCAUUUAAGUUUGAUGGCCGCAUGAUUCAUAUUCUGUCAUGCAACAUUGAGAAGCUAACUGUGGUUUCAAGCUUAAUUACUUUUUGAGUUAAGAUUAAUUUAUAUAUCUUUUUGUGAGAU
Molecule: messenger RNA, 2036 nt
Organism: Abrus precatorius (Indian licorice)
Lineage: Eukaryota; Viridiplantae; Streptophyta; Magnoliopsida; Fabales; Fabaceae
Product: ankyrin repeat and SAM domain-containing protein 6-like
Exons: 1
Coding region: 132-911 (259 amino acids)
Molecular function (GO): protein binding
Source: RefSeq, a predicted model, not a curated record